Hypanus sabinus (Atlantic stingray) is the source of this 2826-nucleotide messenger RNA. RefSeq lists its product as uncharacterized. The record is from RefSeq and is a predicted model, not a curated record. The coding region runs from base 25 to 2622 and encodes 865 amino acids. Gene Ontology annotation, molecular function: linear polyubiquitin binding; zinc ion binding; ubiquitin protein ligase activity. Lineage: Eukaryota; Metazoa; Chordata; Chondrichthyes; Myliobatiformes; Dasyatidae. Gene Ontology annotation, cellular component: LUBAC complex. The transcript is spliced from 22 exons. Gene Ontology annotation, biological process: protein linear polyubiquitination; protein transport.
GCCGAGUUUCGGUUUCGCUUCUGAAUGCAGGAUGCUCGCUUUUAUGUUGACGACAGAACGAUGAGUUUUUCGGAGCCCCGAAUAAAUAACUUGUUAGAGAAAUUGUAUCAUCAUCCAAAAGAAGUUAUAAAAGAACUUAAAUAUGUACUAUCAAUCUACAGAGGCCUGUCAGUGCACCUUGACUUUUAUUGUCACAAAACUGGAUUUAAAAGUAAGCUAGUUAAUAUAAGUGGUACCAUUCCUGUGUCAUGCAAAGGCCAAAUUUACUCCCUUCCAAUAACCAUGUGGUUACAUAAUGCACAUCCUCUGAAUCCUCCGAAAUGUUUUGUGAAGGGGCUACCAAUUCAUUACCAAAACCAUGGGGACCUUUUGGAUAAUGUCAGCGUGAAGUCUUCAGGUUACCUGUGCAAUUGGCAAUAUCCAAGAUCUCAUUUGGUGGGCCUUAUUGAAGAAAUAAAAGCAUCAUUCGUGAAUUCCUUACGUAAUUCACCAAAGAGUGUAGAUUCACAAGCACAUCUUGCUCAGGUUUCGCAUGCUUCAUCUCUUCGGGCAAGUUCCAGUCUGUUAUCUGUAAGGCCACAAUAUGAAGCUCAAAAAGGAAAUUCUGAGGUUCAUUGUAUUGCAAAAGUGUCACCGUUUCAUUCUGGGGAGAAUGCUUCAAAUAGUUCAGGGAAGAGAUCUUAUGAAACACAGCUGAUGGCUCGGGGGAUCAAAUUAUCACAGCUCCCUGCAAAAGCUUCUCCUGAUCGUGUAGCAAAGAAGAAAAUUGAUCCUGUAAAGCAAGCUGUAGAUCUCUUUCAUGAUUUGCAUAUUGACAAAGUGGCUAACACGUUUGACUUGCUAAAACCUCCCCCAAAAAAUCAAGGUUUGACUUCACAUCGUACUCAGAAUACAAGCUUGUAUGAGGACAAACGGAAAGUGCUGGUACUCAACAUUCCUGCUGAUUUACCAGAGCACAGGAUGAAAGAUAAACUUGUCAUGUUUUUCCAAAGCUGUAGAAAUGGUGGUGGGGAAAUUGCUGACUUUCACUAUCCAAAUAGGAACGCAAGAUCUGCCGUUAUCACCUUUGCCGAUGCCAAAGUUGCAGAAAGAGUUGUCCAACAAAGACACCAUUUAUUCACUUAUAAUAAUAAGAUUUCUCCUGUGGAGUUGAAGUUUUAUGAUGAAAAUAGAGUUUUGGCUGAAAAUGACAGUGGUAAAAAUAUUUCCACUGUGGGUGGUGUACAUAACGCCCAGAAUUGGCAGGGAUUACCACCAAGACCUAUUGAUCCUUCAAAGAAAAAAUCAGACCUUUUUCAGCAAUUACUGAGCACAGAAAACCAGAAUUUCUGUGUUGAGGAUGUGAUGGAAGUUGUGCAGUCUGGUUUAAAUUAUGAAUCGGCUUUGCGGUAUCUCUCUCAUGAAUGCCCCAUUUGCAGCGAACACGUAAUCUUUAGCAAGGUUGUCACAAUGACUCACUGCAACUGUUCUUUCUGUGAAAAUUGUUUUAAGAAAUAUUUCUCAUUAGUCAUAAAGGAACAAAGUAUUGUCAACGUUGUUUGCCCAAUAUGUAGGACCCCAGAUCUGCAAAGCCACCAUCUCCAAGAGAAUAUCACAGAGUACUUCAGUUUCUUGGACAUCCAGAUUCGCCAUUAUCUUGAUGAAAAAACACAUGAAUUAUUUCAAAAAAAGCUACGAGACCGAACGCUAAUGGAAAUGCCAAACUUCAGGUGGUGUGCACAUUGUUCCUUUGGGCUGUUGCAUGAUCUCAAUAGGUUGAGAAUGGAUUGUCCGUCCUGUAACAAAAGCACAUGCUCCCAGUGUAAGAGUCCUUGGGAGCAACAGCAUGAAAGGAUCAGCUGUGAACAGUUCAAGAUCUGGAAGAAGCAGAACAACCCUGAGUAUCAGGCAAGCACGCUGGACAUCUAUCUCAGCAGGAAUGGAAUAGAUUGCCCCAAUUGCAGCACUCGAUUUGACUUGUCCAGAGGAGGGUGCAUGCAUUUUAAUUGCCCAGAAUGUCAAUAUCAGUUCUGUGGUGGCUGUAAAAGACCUUUUAAGACAGGAUCAGCUUGUUCUUUCACGGGUAACUGCCUUAAAAAUGGUUUGCAUGCCCACCAUCCACGGAACUGUGUUUAUUACCUCAGAGACUGGAGUGUGGAUCGGUUAAAGCAGCUGCUAAAUAUGGGGAAUGUUCCCUUGACUGAUUUCAUAACAGAUAAUAAUCUGGGUCACAUGGAAGGUAAAUGUAAAGUUAUUGAGCAGAGGGAAACCUCGCACGGUUUGAAGGAUGAACAGUGCGGCCAACCUUCAGUGAAAGGCUACACAGGAUUCUGCAAUGGCCAUUUAAAACAGCACUUGGCUGAACUCGUGAAUAGAAAUAAUUUGGAUCCGGCUAUUCUAUACAGCAAAGAUGAAAUAUUAAUGGAAUUUAACCGCUGGAAUAUUGCUGUCCUGAAUCAACAAAUUAAUGAACCAGAAGAACAAUUUAUACAAAGGUUAAGAAACAAAAUCAUGAUCGAGUUAAAACUGGAUGAUCAACAACACACACAAAAUGCUGGUGGAACGCAGCAGGCCAGGCAGCAAUCUAUAGGGAGAAGCACUAUCAAUGUUUCGGGCCGAGACCCUUCAUCAGGAGUAGAUUGAAAAGUUGAAGGUCUAAAGAAAUUAUAGAUGGAGAGCAGCGAGAGAGGGUUUCACUGAACUCCCGUCGAAGAGAAGAUUUAAACUUCUUCAGUGUAGGCAUCACUGCAGAGGCUUCGCAGUAGUGAAUUCCAAAAGCAAACACGAGGAAAUCUGCAGAUGCUGGAACUUCAAGCCACACACACAAAAUGUUGGUGGAACGCAGCA